UGCAAAAUAUGAAGCUCCUGAAACUUUUGUGCUGCUUUUGCCCACCGGUGCCAGCUGAGGAGGGCGAAGUAGAUGACAUGGCCAUGUCAAGGGCCCAGGCUGUGGGCAAGAAGGGCAAGAAGAAAGCCAACCCCAGCAAGAAGAAGAUGAGGAAGGAGGCCAAGAGGCUGAAACACCAAAUGAUUGAUAUGAAGAAAAAAGAGGUCAUGAUGGAUAUGGAAACGCCUAUGGAUAUGGUGGAGGUAGCUAAGGAGGCAGCUGAUGUAGGCUCAAAGGCCCUACAGCAGCCAACAACUACCGCCAACCUGACUACUGGGGCUGAGGAGCCGGUAGAUAAGGUGACCCGGGAAACCAUGCUGGAUCAUGGUGAGACGGAUGGGGCCAGUAGUGUUAGCUCCUCCUCCACCCCAUGUGAUCUAUUAGCCGCUCUGAACUCUGUGGCCAACGCUGAUGGUGACAUAGUGGCUUUGCUGGAUCACCUGAAAGCGGCCAAUAUGACACAUAUGGCUGUUGAGAGCAGACCUCAACUGCGGCAGCCUGCUGCUCGCGUCAACGUGGACAGACCUGGACUGCGGCAGCCUGCUGCUCGAGUCAAUGUGGACAGACCUGGACUGCGGCAGCCUGCUGCUCAAGUCAACAUGGACAGAGAGAGCCCCAUGGGGGGAAAGCCUGCCCUCCGCCUCAGACUGGACACUGGACCUGAAAAGCUGAUCCCAAAAGAGACCUUCUUGGAUAAUCCUCAGGCCGAUGGGUCCAUGGUGAAUGGUGGCCAGUGGUCUUCUCCAGCAGUGGACUCUCCCCAUUCAGCAGUCAUAGAGGCUGUGAUUGAUCAUCUCUGUUUGUCAACUGACACUGCAGAUGACUCAGGAUCUGGUGAUGCACCGUGCUUGCUCAGGAAGAUGAGCAAAGAGGACUGUGACCAAAACAAGUCAGACCUCAACAAAGACAGAGUGCAGCUGGCCGAGGGCGGCAGUGAGAGGUGCCCAUCUCCAGAGCUCUGUGAACAUCAGGGCCUGCAGCAGCCAGAGAUGGGAUUGACUGCUGCUGUUACUGGAGAGAUGUCAGCUGGAGGAGGAGAGGAGGAUGAAGCUGAGAAGCAGGCCUAAUGCCCAGGCCUGAGAGACAUCCA
Messenger RNA from Engraulis encrasicolus (European anchovy), 1129 nucleotides. RefSeq lists its product as uncharacterized. Bases 9 to 1106 code for a protein of 365 amino acids. The transcript has 3 exons. NCBI's taxonomy places the organism in Eukaryota, Metazoa, Chordata, Actinopteri, Clupeiformes, Engraulidae. The record is from RefSeq and is a predicted model, not a curated record.